GUCCUGUCUUCAAAUGUGUCCCCCACGGAUCACACCGUUGACUGUGUGGUUGGUUAUGAGAAGUCCGACGUUAUGAAGGUUAUGUAAACUUAAUGUCACUGUUUCUACGGACAGAUACACCGAAAAAGAAUAAACAGCACACCCACAGAAUCACCUAAGUGCAUUGAAACAGAAUGGCGUCCCCUUCACCCCAUGACCGCAGCCGUAAAGACAACGACGAGGAUGACCCUGUUGAACAGAUGAUAUCCCGCACCGGCUGUGCCGAGCUACACUACGCUGUGCAGGAGUGCAUGGCUGAACACCAGGACUGGCGCGUGUGCCAGAGCCAGGUCCAGACUUUCAAAGACUGCAUGAUGAAUUUCCAAAUCGCCCGGAAAGAACAGCUGAUGAAGCAGCGGCAGCAGACCUCCACUGAGUCUGCGCCCAGCUGAACUCACAACACCUCACACCCUCAUACACAUCGGCCUGGAUGUGUUGAAGACAUGCUUGAGGUGAAAAGACUGUCCCUAAUUUAAUUCUUGUUAAUGAAAAUAAAGUAUGAGCAACUACAAAAAAUCCUUGCUACUUGGACUUUCAAAUGUGUGCAGCAGAAAGACCAACUGAUAAAUGUGAUUAAUCAGCCAACAGAAGCUCCAGAAUUUGAUGGAUGCGCCUUUCCGUCAAAAUAAAAGCACCAAGCUAAUAAAAAUGCGGUGAAACUUUUUAAUUUAAAUAAUAUAAUUUACAAGAAAAGCCCCAAGCCAUUAAGUUAACCUUUUUCUUUUAUUGUAAAUCGAUGGUGUGCCAGAAUUUAAAGUUUUACUUUGGUGAAUUCCGGAUCCUCUCUCUAGACCGGAACCAGAAUCCAGACAAAAUUCAGAGUGAAUUGGAAACCAGGCUCUUCACCGUACAUGAAGAGCCUGGUGACGCGAGGCUAGAAACAGUGUCUUUAUUAUACAGUUUGUCCACCAGAGAGCACUGGGGCGUUAAUUUUUCAAUUGUAAAAUGCCCCACUCAGUACAUAUCUUUGUCACAACUGUAUUGUUUAAAAAACAAAUUUAAGGGAUCCUGAAGGGACAAAAGUGUUUGUUUAUUUAUGAAUGGGAAAAAAUAUAUAGCCUAUAUAACAAAUAAACUUCUUUUGUUAAACUAAAA
Molecule: messenger RNA, 1134 nt
Organism: Epinephelus moara (kelp grouper)
Lineage: Eukaryota; Metazoa; Chordata; Actinopteri; Perciformes; Serranidae
Gene: coa4
Product: cytochrome c oxidase assembly factor 4 homolog, mitochondrial
Exons: 2
Coding region: 174-431 (85 amino acids)
Biological process (GO): mitochondrial respiratory chain complex IV assembly
Cellular component (GO): mitochondrial intermembrane space
Source: RefSeq, a predicted model, not a curated record